Molecule: messenger RNA, 788 nt
Organism: Cynoglossus semilaevis (tongue sole)
Lineage: Eukaryota; Metazoa; Chordata; Actinopteri; Pleuronectiformes; Cynoglossidae
Gene: cfap144
Product: cilia and flagella associated protein 144
Exons: 4
Coding region: 373-753 (126 amino acids)
Cellular component (GO): ciliary base
Source: RefSeq, a predicted model, not a curated record
GUCAGUCAACAAACAGUUAAAUAAUAUUUAAGUAAAUAAAAGUUAGAGUUGUUGAUUUUAAUUGCUAAUUGCGGCUACUUAAUCCGGAUGGGUUUAUGUUCAAAAGCCUUCAUUCGAUUCACGUUUUUUUUUUCUAUUUUUUGUUUGAAUGGAAGAGAAUAUAAUCUUUAAUAAUAAUUGCAAUGCCUUUGUCCGCAUUCAGUACAAACAGUGCGCUCCCGUUGCCCUCUGUGAAAGACUAUGCGUUGUCGCCAUCUUGUGGUGAUACUCUGCAAAUGCAACUGCAGGCUGUGUUUACAGUUGCUAAGCAAUAAGUAGAGGCAUUACAACUUUUACACCAGCUGAGGCUCCAACCGUCUUUAUUGUUCUAUCAUGUCAGGAAACGAGAAAUUGGAUACGGUUCACCAGAACGCGAUUCACAUCGAGACGAUACGGAAAGAGCAGAGACACCAGAGACUACACACCGAAUUCAGCAUCAACCCGCGACGGAAAUUACACAUUCUGCCAGAUAAACCCAUGUCCAGAAAACCACCGGAAGUGAUUGAGGAGAACUCGGACUUCAUAGAGGCCUUCCAUAAGGCACGGCAGGAGCCCACCAUGAAAUACACCAUGCCGAUGACAGAGAGUCAGGAGAUAGGAUGGGUGUCAGCUCCACUGGUUUCAUCAAACCGCAGCGACAGGAGACUGAAUUUCUGCCGAACCAGCACAGACAUCACCAGGCACAAAGAAUCAGCUCUACGUUCAGGAAGUUAGUCUCCAGAAAAGACAGGGAAAAAUUAAAAAAAAAA